AUGCUCGACCCUUCCUCUCUUCUCCUUUUCCCCGGCCGAAACGAUCGCCUUUUUCGUAUUCUAAAAAUGAUUGAUCCCGUGACGGUGGGUGUUGUCACGAUUCUUGUUGUUGCCGCGAUCAUCUUCUACUAUUUUGCUAAGCAAGGAGAUGAUGACAAUAAAUAUGACAAGUUGGCCAAAGAAACAACUCGCUUGCUUCAACAAGAAAAGAAACAAGUCUCAAAGCCAAAAGUGAACAAGAAUAAGAAGGAAAAGAAGAAAAAUCAUGAUGGAAAGAUUGCAAACGAGAAUACUGCGCCGAGAAAAGAUUCGGACAGCGAUCUCUCGGAGGACAUCACCGAGCGAGAGACACUCACUCCACAAGAAUCAGUGAAAGAGCAAAACAAAGGAAAAACUGCUUCGCCAAAUAUUGAAAAUGAACCGAAAGGAAAGAAAGGAAAGCAAAACAAGAAAGAUCGGCCAGCUUCUCCACCAGCAACCGAGCAACCGGUUGUCCAUAUUGAGGCAACGAUUGUUCAUACUGAGCCUGAAGUGAUUGAAGAAGUGAUCGUCAAGAAAGAGGCUCCAGCUGUAGAAGAAGGAUCUCACAAGAAGGAGAAAUCCGCUUCAAAGAAGAAAAAGAAGAAUGCACCACCACCCAGCGAUCUUGAUGAACACAAAGUGCUUGGACGUUUGGCUGAUAUUGAGGAGAUUGAGCCAGAGUAUGUCGCCUAUUUGGCUCAAUAUUUCACUGAUGUCAAUGAAAAGACUACUCAAAUGACAAUGAAUUUGAGUCAUCUUGAGAAGAAUUUGUCGGAUCUUCGUCAAAAAGCUGAAGGGCAUUGUGCGGCUAGAAUGACAGCUGAAAAAGACUCGCAAUCAUAUCAAAGACAUGCUGCCGAGUUGAGCAAAAAAGUGAAUCAAUUGGAGAAAGAUGUUGAGCAACAAAAGGGACAAGCUGAAGUUUUUAAGAAGAAAGCUGCUGAAAGUUCGGCUCUUGUCGUUGUAAAUGCUGAUGCAACAGCUGAAGUGCAACGUCUCAAACAGAAUGAGCACACUUCUCAACAACAAAUCCAAAAGUUAAACCAACAAGUGAAAGAUUGGCAAUCGAAAGUCGAGCAUUUGACCAAAGAAGCUCAAUCACUUCGAUCAAAUUCGGAAAGUAAUCAAAGCACACAAGGAGAACUUGUCAAGCUUCGGGAAGAGUUGAAAGAGCGAGAAGUGGCCAUUUCUCAAGUUCGAGCAGAGUUCAAUGAGCUGGAGUUGAUGACGAGGGAUUUGAUUGCCGAAAAGGAGAACCUCGAGAAACAGAUUCCAACGCAAGAAUGGAUCCCAAAAAAGAUGGCCGAGGCUACAGAGGAUGCGUUGAGAAAUCUCAAGUUGGAGAUGAAAGAUAAGGAGAAAGAGAUUCAAGAGAAUCAGACAAAUUGGAACAAGAAAGAAUCUGCUCUAAUGGUCGAGCAGAAGCGAUUGGCGGCUCUCGUCGAGAGUCUUCAACAAGAAAUCGCGAAAUUCGCUCAAUUCAAAGACGAAAAAACGAAACUCGAAACGCGUCUCGCUGAGAGCGAGGCCGAACUGGUGAAAGCUCGCAAAGCUCUCUCCGAACAGGACAUUGUUGUCAGUGCUGAGGAUGGGUUGAAGGCCGAGAACGCAACUCUGAAGUCCGAGCUUUUGGCGGUGCGCACCGAGUUGAACACCCUCAAGGCGAAUCAUCAAAAGGAAGUUGCCUCACUGCAAGCCAAAGCUGCAUCAUCGGUUGAAGAUGUGAUUGUGCUGAAGAAGACAAAGGAUCAACUUGCUGCUGCACCCUCGUCGCACAAUGGAGAAGAGAUUGAGAAAUUGAAACAAGAGAACAAGAGACUCCACGAUAAGAAUGAGGAGCUUCGUGCUCGAAAUCAUGAGGUGGUUGACGUUGUGCACGAGUUGGAAAAGAGAUUGGGAAAUGGUGGUGGAAAAGCGGGAGUAUCCGAUGAAGUGCACAAAGAAAGCAAUAAGAAGAAAUCGAAGGAAGACUCGAAAGAAGGGGUUGAAGAGGAGAGAACUCUUGUGGCAAGUGCACUCCAAUCAAUUGCUGAUCUCCCUAAAUAUCCGCAAGGAGCUGAUAAGAAAAAGUAUACCAAAUGGCUGAACGAUGUGUCGAGCUCACUGAAGAAACGCUUGGAAGCUCCAGUUACCUCAACCAACAAUAACAACAAUGAUGAGUCGGCUGUCUACAAAGAAGCCUUGCAUCGAUUGUCCACCGAAUUGGCCACAAUCGAAAAGGCGUGGAGCGAACAAGCGCACAAAUACGAGAAAACAAUUGCCGGAUUCGAGAAGAAACUCCAUGAUAAGCACCACGGUGAGUCAAAAUCGUCAAAAAAGGAGAAGGAAGGGAGCAGUGGAAAAGUGAAAGGGAAAGCGUUGAGCUCAUCGGAAGGCGAAUGGGAAGUCGUGGCA
This is a messenger RNA of Mesorhabditis belari, 2415 nucleotides long. Lineage: Eukaryota; Metazoa; Nematoda; Chromadorea; Rhabditida; Rhabditidae. The record is from the annotation of a GenBank genome assembly.